Messenger RNA from Melozone crissalis (California towhee), 659 nucleotides. RefSeq names its product synaptophysin-like protein 1. Bases 12 to 659 code for a protein of 215 amino acids. Gene Ontology annotation, cellular component: synaptic vesicle; synaptic vesicle membrane. The record is from RefSeq and is a predicted model, not a curated record. Lineage: Eukaryota; Metazoa; Chordata; Aves; Passeriformes; Passerellidae. The transcript is spliced from 6 exons.
UCAGGGCAGCGAUGAUGGCGGCGCCGCGGGUGUCGCUGGGGGCGCUGAAGGAGCCGCUGGGGCUGAGCCGGGGCCUGCAGUGGUUUUUCUCCAUCUUCGCCUUCGCCACCUGCGGCGGCUUCGAGGGCUCCGUCACCUUCACGGUCACCUGCGCAGGGGGGGACAACGGGACCCAGGUGACAAACGUGACGGCCACCUACGGGUACCCCUUCAGGUUGAACCAGGCCGUGUUCCAGCCGUCGCUGACUCACCUGUGCAACCACACCUGGCCGCGGGACGUUCACCUGGUCGGGGAUUUCUCCUCGGCCGCGCGGUUCUUCGUGGGCGUGGCCGUGGGCGCCUUCCUGUACAGCCUGGGGGCGCUGGGGGUGUACCUGGGCUACCUGCACCUGUACAGGUGUGCGGGGUCACGCCUGCCCCUCAUGGUGAGUGUGAAUUACCUGUACAGGACCCCAGGACCUGCUGCUGUCGGGGCUGCUCUCGGUGCUCUGGCUCUGCGCCUCCUGUGCCUGGCCCAGGGCCUCGGCCACGUCCGCGGGGCGGCGACCGCGCCCCUCCCCCACUGCCCCGCCCCCGGCGGUGACGUCACCUGCGCGCGCACGGCGGCCACGCCCAUGGGGGGCUGGGGCGUCCGUGGUGAGAAACAAUGGGGAAACUGA